AGCUCAGCAAACGCAGAGCAGAAGAUUAACCCCCUCCUGGCCGUCCUGAUCCUACAGGAGAGAAAGAAAAAAAUGUGCCAGAGACAGAGAGUUUAGGAAAGUAUGUUCCCUUCCCUCCCCCUCCUGCCCGUGGAAUGGUUCAUUCCCCUACUGGAUCCAUCCUCUCAUUCCAAGACUUUUUUUUGUGCCUGAGAGAAGAGAAGAGGGAAAGAGAAGAGAGGAGAGAAGUCAGGAGUGGAUCCUCUGUGGACACCGUCUCCCCCGGAGCUGCGCUCACACAUCAGCCCUUUGUCUGGGAUAUGUUUUCUUAGGAACAACCACUUGGAUAGAGAAUUCCUUCCCAUUGUCAUUUAACUCCGGGAGACCAGGGAGAGAGCAUGCUUGUUCUUUUCGUAUGGAUAUUUACGCUGCCCAACACACUUUCCCAAGCCCUGCAGCCUCGAUUCCUCCAGGAGCCAAGUGACCAGACGGUGGUGGCCGGGCAAAGAGUGGUGUUAUCAUGCGUGGUGCUGAACUACUCGGGGAUCGUGCAGUGGACCAAAGAUGGAUUGGCGCUCGGUCUGGGCAAUCUAAAGAUCUGGCCGCGCUAUCAAGUUGUUGGAAACCCGGAGUCUGGGCAAUACAACCUGGAAAUUACCAACGCCAGCAUUUACGAUGACGCCAAUUUCGAGUGCCAAGCUACCGAGGCCGCCUUGAGAUCCAAAGGAGCUAAACUGACCGUGUUAAUUCCUCCAGAAGACCCUGUUAUUGAAGACGGCUCAAAUGAAAUCCUUCUCAGAGCCGGGACCCCAACUAACCUCACCUGCCGAGCUGAAAACGCCAAACCUGCAGCCACCAUAGAAUGGUACCGAGACGGGAAUCCACAGGAGGGCGCUGUGACCAGCACGAUGGUCCUGUCGGAUGGAAAACGUGAGACAACGACCAGUUACCUGCUGAUCAUCCCCACUGAUCAAGACAUAGGCCGCGUAUUUACCUGUAAGACGUCCAACUACGCCAUUCCAACCGGGAAGGAGACAUCGGUCAAACUGGACGUUCACCACCCGCCCACCGUCACUCUUUCCAUCCACCCCCAAACAGUCCAAGAAGGUGAACGGGUGCGCUUUACCUGCAUGGCCACCGCUAACCCCGCCAUUAAAGGUUACAGGUGGGCCAAAGGAGGAGUGAUCAUCGAGGCGGCGAGAGACAGCUCAUAUGAGACACAAGUGGAUUAUACGUUUUUCACUGAGCCGGUCUCGUGUGAAGUACACAAUGAGGUCGGCAGCACUAAUGUCAGCACUCUGGUGGAUGUACAGUUUGCCCCCAGAAUUGUCGUGGAGCCCAAACCAAUGAUGACGGACAUGGGCUCCGACGUGACCCUGACCUGUAUCUGGACAGGAAAUCCACCGCUGACUCUGACGUGGACCAAGAAAGGAUCGAAUAUGGUUUUAAGCAACAGUAACCAACUAUUCCUGAAGUCUGUGAGCCAGGACGACGCCGGGCAGUACGUGUGCAAAGCCAUCGUUCCCCGUAUCGGUGUGGGAGAGAAAGAGGUGACGCUAUUUGUCAAUGGUCCUCCAAUGAUCAGCAGUGAGGGAGUGCAGUACGCCGUGCGAGGCGGAGUGGGAAAAGUGGAGUGUUUUAUCGGAAGCACCCCGCCUCCCGACCGGAUUGCCUGGGCAUGGAAGGAGAAAUACCUCGAGAUUGGAACCAUGGAUAGGUAUACUGUGGAACGGACUAAAACGGAAACUGGUGUACGCUCCAUCCUGACCAUCAACAAUGUCAUGGAGACAGACUUUCAGACCAGCUACAACUGCACCGCGUGGAACACCUUUGGGUCAGGAACGGCCAUCAUCAAGCUUGAAGAGAAAGAAGUCGUACCAGUAGGAAUCAUUGCCGGGGCAACUAUUGGAGCCGGGAUUCUGGUCAUUAUCUUCUUUGUCUUCUUCAUUUUCUUCCUCUACCGACGUCGUAAAGGCAGCCGCAAGGAUGUCACACUACGAAAGCUUGAUAUCAAAGUGGAGACGGUCAAUCGAGAACCUCUAACCAUGCACCCUGACAGGGAGGAGGACACAUCGAGCGUCUCUACUGCAACACGUGUCAUGAAAGCAAUCUAUUCGUCUUUUAAGGACGAUGUUGACUUGAAGCAAGACCUACGUUGUGACACCAUCGACAGAGAGGAGUAUGAGCUCAAGGAUCCAACCAACGGCUAUUACAACGUCCGGGCUCACGAUGACAGGCCGAACUCCCGAACUGUGUUGUAUCCAGAUUACCGUAAUCCUGGACCAGCACGUUUCGACGCACGCCCUUCAUCCCGUCUCUCUCACUCCAGUGGUUAUGCCCAACUGAACACUUAUAGUCGGGCUGCUACUUCAGAUUAUAGUACAGACCCAACACCCACAGUAACGCCGGCAACGACAGACACCACCAGUCAACUUUCAUACGAUAACUAUGAAAAAUUCGGGACACACGGGUUCUCAGCUAACUCUGGCUACCCAACAUACCGGCUUAAUUAUACGCAGCCAACCACAACAGGAAUGGAUCGGGGACCAUACGAUACUUUUGAUCCAGUCGGGAAGUUCACAGGUGCCACCCGGUUCUCUUACACUUCCCAACAUUCCGACUAUGGACAAAGGUUUCAACAAAGAAUGCAGACGCAUGUCUGAGGAUUAUAAAAACAAAAAAUAGAACUGGUGGGCAUACAAGGGGAAAAAUAAGAGAGGGUGACACUAUUCAGUCAAAUCUUCUCUCGUAACAUCUAAAGGCAACAAAUGAUUCCAGGAGAGAAGCAACCUCUUAACGUGUCUUCUGAUACUCAGGGACCUUAAUGUCUUGAUCUCAGAAGUCCCCAAGAAAACAGUCAAUGUUGCCCGACCAGCAAAGCCCCGAGGCUUUGACAUGGAAUAAGAUGCCAAACAGAAGGCUGGCCUUUUAGCACCUAAUCAUUCCUUGAAUACCACUGAUUUUUGCCAUCUGGUGUAUGGCACAUGGUAUGACUUUGAGUCGACUUGGUACCGGUGAAGCUUUUCUUUUCACUCUGAUGAGUCCCUACACUCUCUUGGGGGAACACGUGUGCUUUUUUUUAUUAUGCUCUUGAUUUGUCACUGAGAAUCUGGUCUUACUAUAGUAGAGACUUUUCUUUUGUAGUUAUACAUUCCAAAUGUUGAAAGAUAAGACAGGAUGAGUUAGAUUGUUAUGUAGCUUGUACGACAUAUAUGGUCCUAUAUGCUUUUUACAAUCUUGGCACUCGGGCAGCUAUUGUGGAUAGCUAUGGCUAGAAAGUGGAGAAUGAAUGGAUCGGACAAUCAUAAAAAGGUGGAAGUUUCAUUCGCAUCUUUAUAGGUUAAUUUAUUAACUCUACUUAUGGAGGAUUCUUAUAUACCUUUUAAUUUUGGUCCUACAUGGUCUAAAAUUCCCAACAAGCUCUGAGCCAUACUACACUUUAUAUAUAUAUUUUUUUAUACAAUUUGUUAAAUUACCGAGCACUUCUAAGUGAACAUAAACUCCAUCCAUGUGCAUAUUGUACAUGUACUAAACACAUAAAGUCAACAUUCCAGGUAAGACCUAUACGACCCUUCCAUCGUUUCAUUUGUAGCUAGACCUUGAUCUUUUUUGAACAGAUCUAGAAGACCGAGCUUCUUUAGGCAAUAAGUAACAGCCAGAGGUUGCAUUUCUGAAACUACAGCAUUUGCUCUUUGGCUGAGAAAACAAAAAAUGAAUUACUCAGGGAUGAAUGGUCCAAUAUCUUGGUAAAAAAAAAAUGGAUGAUGGAUUAUACAAAGCAGUAUUAGGUUUUGUGGACUUUUUAGGAUAUGGAAAUUCAAUUUGAUAUGGUCAUAGAUAAUAGAGGCCACUCAUGUGGGAGUAAGAUUAGUCAAAUGAGCAGAAUCGGGUCGCAUUGGUCUAGCAACUUUAAAAGGGUACUCCGCCCCUAGACAUCUUAUCCCCUAUCCAAAGGAUAGGGGAUUAGAUUAUCUGAUCGUUGGAGUCCCACCGCUGGGGAUCCCAGUGAUCUUGGCUGCGGCACCCCAGACAUCCGGUGCAUGGAGAGAACUUCGCUCCGUGCCAGAUGACUGGCGAUGCGGAGACUCGUGAUGUCACAAUCACGCCCGCUCAUGACGUAAUGGCCACGCCCCCACAAUGCAAGUCUAUGAGAGGGGCGUGACAGAUUGAGCGGGGCGUGACCGUGACGUCACGAGCCUCCGGCGCUGCACCCGAUGCUCUAAAUGAACGCCGGGUGCAGCAGGGGGAUCGUAAGGGUCCAAAGGAUAGGGGAUAAUAUGUCUAGGGGCGGAGUACGCAUUUAAAGGAAAACUGUCAGACUUUUCACCCACACUAAACCCAAUACACUGGGUUAUAGUGUGGGUGAACAGGAUUCAAGCUAGGGGUCACUUACUUAUUUUCAUCACCUGGCCGCCGUGAUAUCUUGUUCAGAAUUUACGGGAUUUCUAAUGAGAAUAAGCGCACUGAAGGCGUCUCCCCCGCCGGCCCGCCGAUAAAUUUUCCACAGCUCUCACGUUCCCCAGCUCUCACGCCAUCAGGACGUAAGAGCUGGGGAAAAUAUAGCGGCGCAUGCGCUCUUUAGUCAGAGUGCUGUAAUCACGUGAUGUGGGACUCCACACUAGGACGUGGAGUUGAAUCCAAUGCAUAUGCAUAGUGCAGGGGCGGGCUUAGGAGCCUUACUACGGGAGCGGGAGGCGGCCAGCCGGCGGGGGAGACGCCUUCAGUGCGCUUAUUCUCAGAAAUCUCGGCGGCCAGUUGACAAAAAUAAGUAAGUGACCCCUAGUUUGAAUCUUGUUCACCUACACUAUAACCCAGUGUAUUGGGUUUAGUGUGGGUGAAAAGGCUGACAGUAAACCUGGAGGUGUCCAUUUUGAAGCAUAAGGUUUACUGGACCAUAUUCCAUAUGAAGGUAUGCCCUAUAGUGAAGAGCAGACUACAACCAACACAAUUUCUAGAGGACAUCAUAAUAGACUUUUGAUCCAUCGUAAGCAACAUUCACCUGUACACAAUGGUGCCUGGUCAAAGUCUUGAAAUGAGAAAGCAAUACUUUCCGGGGGGAUAACCCUCGCUUUUUUUAUUUAACGUUGGAUGUCGGUCAUGAUGAAAUCAACAGCAUCCUCAAACUGUGACAACCAGCUUAACACCAUCACGACUACCCAUGGUUCCAUAUGACAUAGUAAGCAGGACCACCUGUGACAGAGAUCCCCAACCCAGUCCUCAAGGCUCCACCAACAGUCCUGGAUUAAAAUUUUUCCUGUUUUAUUCCAAUGGAGUAACUGAAAAAAAAACGGAAUGUUUUAGGGUGCGGAGGACUGGGAUGGGGACCACUAAUGGAAGACAUGAAGGUAAAAUCACUGCUUAUAUUUUUCAUGUUUCCAGUUAUUCUAUUUGGGAAUUCUAGGCAGGUAGAUAAUAAAAAAUAAAAAUAUACAGCACUGGCCCUAAUUUACUAUUGUAAACCCGACCUGUUUUGUCAGGUUUUGAGCCAGAAUUUGGCAAAUUGUAUCUGCGCCAGAAUUUGAGGCAAAACAUGUAAAAACCUGACCAACUCUCCGUUUUAUUUAGAAAACCUGGAAAAGGGGCGUGGUCACUGGUGAAAGGGGGUGUGGCCACAAAAAAGGGGCGUACUCAAAAGUUGUUUUUUUUUAAAUCCCAACAUAUUUAAUAAGGUUUCCACAGAAAAUAUGGUGGACUUGAGCUCUGGAGCUCAGUGCAGGUGUAAAAAAAGCAAAAGGUAGGGAAACAUUAGUAAAUACCAUGGAAAAAUACUUAGGUAAUAAAGGGGGUACUCCCUUGCCCCAUCCUUCUGAACAUCCGGCUCAGAAGGCUUGGAGCAGCAGCCUCGGUCGCAAUGCAAUGUCAAGGCUACGGCCCCUCGUUACAUCACACCACGCCCCCUCCAUUGAUGUCAAUGGGAGGGGGCGUGACAACCGUCACACUCCCUCCCAUAGACAUCAAUGGAGGGGACAUGGCUUGAUGGCACAAGGGGCAUAGCCAAGACAUCUUGACCACAGUGUUUGCUCCAAGCCUUCUGAACCGGACGUUCAGAAGGAUGGGGCACGGGAGUACCCCUUUAAAACCUACAUAGAAAACUAUACUCCACUCUUAGUAAAUCAAGGCCACUGUGUAUAGAUAUGGGCAUGUUCCAAAUCGUUGCCCUCAACCCAGUCCUCAUUCAGUUUUUUUUUUUGCAGCUACUCCAUUGGAUUAGAAUAGGAAAAGUGGUAAAUCCUGGACAGGUGGUGGGCCUUGAGGACUGGGUUGGGGACUUCUAAUAAAGUAUUUAGCCAUCACUUCCUUUUAUUGGUUAUAUACAGUACUUACCGUACCGACAAAUUAGGGCAUUCCUCUUGGUAUCGGAUAUGGUUCUUCUUACCACUUUUUAUUUUCUUCCUGUGCCUUGACACAUAAUUGUUAAGGGUUGGUAUUUUUGAAAAAAAAAUAUUAAAAAAAUCAUACAAACAAAAAAACAAACAAACACCUGUACUUGCCAAGACGUGUAGAUGCAUAGUACUUUAUAUUUAUUCGUAUGAAAUGAGUCUGGUUUUUUAACGCUGACUUCCCUCUUUUUCCCAUUUAUCCAUACAAACACAAUCACGUAUUGCUACAACAAAAUCAGUGAAGCUGAACAAACGUAAAAGAAAAAAAAAAGAAAAGAAAAAAGAAUUCGGCCAUUCUAAAAUAUCGAAAGACAGCACUUGUGUACGGCAAAGAGUUAAAGGGACUUAUCGCUGACCUGAGCUAAACAGCUGGUUGACUUAUUGAUCGGUAUAUAGACGAUGUGUUUUAAAUUUCCUGUCAAUAUUUGAAACAUAUCCAUUUUUUUAUGGUACAGUUACGUAUACUAAUGCUGCUUAAGCCUUUAAAAACCUCCAUCCUACAUCACUGUUAGAAUACAAUUUAUUUUUUUGCCAAAGCGAAUCGUGAUACAUUGCUUAACCAAUGCAACUUUUUACCCAAUUUCCACCAUUCAAAAAUAUACCCAAAAUAUUACUUUCCGUUUGUUACAUCCCCUCCCCUUCCCCCGACAUUUAUUCUUGGAAAUGGUUAAGUAAUUGAAUAUCAACUUCUUAAAAAAUGUAUAUAAAAUUUUCUUUUUUUUGUUGUUUUCUUUUUCUUUUUUUUUACAAUUUCAACCAAAUGUAUCUUUUUGUACGAAAUCUGUUCUUUUUGCAAACAGAUCCUCGUAGGCAAUCAUUUUUGUACAGUACGUGUGUAAAUAUACAUAUAUAUUUUUUAUAUAUCUUGUAAAACGUGAGAAGCAUACACGAGUGACAUUAUCAGUAUUAUAUUUUAUUAUUUUUUCCUUCUUUUUAUCAGCGCACCUGUUGACGUUUCUUGAAAUAUUUUUGGGUCAAGAAGAUCUUUUUUUUUUUUUUUUGUUCUUUUUUUGUUUGCUGUAUUGAAAUACAUUUUCUCUAUUAUUCCAACUUAGUUCAAUGUUAAAACAAUACAAUCUCAUUUUUUUAUUAUACUGUGUCACUGGUUGUUCUGAUAUUUUAUAAAUCUGCUCUUUUUGUUUAACAUCUUUUUGGAUAUUUAAAGGGAAAGCCACAAAUAAUGUAUAGAACUUUACAUACAGCAAAAUUCCUUCGAUUCAACUAAGAAUUAAAUUGAACAGAAUUGUUUAGAGUUUCUUUAAAUUUUAAGGCUGGGUUCCCAUUUGUCAGGUGAUCCUGCACUCUCCCUUAUGGGAACGGAUGGGAAGGCCGGAUGCCACAAGUUGGAUCUUUUGUAUCUAAUGUCCCAUUCGUUGCCCUUUUGGGGCACCAUGCCGGACCUAUGGAACAUGAGGCAUAUUUGCCAUCGAGGGUUUUGGGCUGCAAACUCUACUGGAUGAUCUUCCCCAUUUAAGUUGAGUUGAAAUAAAGGAAUUUUACUGUACAACUAUUCAUAAGAAGGUGAAUUCCAUUGUACUGUUUUCGCAAUUUCAAAUGGGAAAAAAAAAAAUAAAAA
This is a messenger RNA of Hyla sarda, 7935 nucleotides long. RefSeq names its product kirre like nephrin family adhesion molecule 1 (gene KIRREL1). Gene Ontology annotation, molecular function: cell adhesion molecule binding. Gene Ontology annotation, cellular component: cell-cell junction. NCBI's taxonomy places the organism in Eukaryota, Metazoa, Chordata, Amphibia, Anura, Hylidae. The coding region runs from base 378 to 2642 and encodes 754 amino acids. The transcript is spliced from 16 exons. Gene Ontology annotation, biological process: cell-cell adhesion. The record is from RefSeq and is a predicted model, not a curated record.